Trifolium pratense (red clover) is the source of this 2781-nucleotide messenger RNA. RefSeq lists its product as uncharacterized. The coding region runs from base 400 to 2451 and encodes 683 amino acids. NCBI's taxonomy places the organism in Eukaryota, Viridiplantae, Streptophyta, Magnoliopsida, Fabales, Fabaceae. The record is from RefSeq and is a predicted model, not a curated record. The transcript is spliced from 9 exons.
ACACUAGUACAGACAGAUAGAGUCCAAAGGACCAAAACAACAAACCAUAACCCCGGAAUCAAGUGCCAAAAUUAAAUUCCAUUUAACUGAACAUUUCAAAUCCGAAGCUAAAAUCUCGCAACAGCGUGUUCAAAAAGCGAACCUAAAAACCACUGUCACACCUACACACACCAGAUAAAAAAAAAAAAAAAUCUAAUUUUUCAUUUUCAGUAAUUUUUUUUUUCUAAAUUCGCUCAAUUAAUUUUUCUUUUACGUAUGUGAGAAGUUUUAAUUCUUUCUUAAUCUCUUCAACUCGGUUUGAAUCGGUUACUUUCAUUUCUAUUUUGUCGCUUCAGCUACUGAGUCAACUCGCUCUCUUCUCUAUGAUUGUGUAUUUGAGGUGCAUGUGGUUGAUAUUCAAUGGAAACAGUGAUUGGAAUUGAGGAUAAUGAUGAUGGGAAGCUCGAAGAGAGUGGAGUUGAUAGAAGCAAUUCUGCUUUGUUCUCACCUAAGCAGAUUUCCAACCCAGUUGUAUACAAACUUGUUCGGGUUGAAGGUGAUGGGAGGUUAGUGCCUGCAACAGAUGAUGAAGUAAUGGAGGUGGAGGAUUUUCUUGAAUAUGAAAACAGUGAUAUGCGUGUUGUUGCAGACACUGGACAAAGUUUGGAAUGCAUAUCAAUUGAAAGAUCAUCUUCUGGAAAGCUUCGAUUGGAGUGCUCAGAAGGUACUUCAGAGGCAGAUUUGGGGAAGCUAAAUGCCAAGUUUCAGUAUAUUGAACAGAUACUGCAAAAGGUUAAACAGGAAGAGAAACUUCGUUUGUCGUCCCGAUCACCUGUUCAUUCCCAUGUACAAAUAGAUAGCCAGUGUUCUGCUGAUAAUCCUGUCAUAAUCGAGAAGGUUCAGUCCAAAACUCCUUACCAGGAAGCACCUUCUAUAGCAUCGAGUUUAAAUUACAGUCAUAGCAAUCAAUCUGGUAGUAUUGAUCAGUGUUCCCGACCUUCUGAAGGAGUGAUAGAAAGUGGAUCAUCUGCUUCUGCUGUCAAUUCCGCUUUGACGCAUGAUUUUUCCAUGACAGAUGGAGAAAUAUGUUUGGACAAGUUGUCGGUCAAAGAACUUCAUGAACUGUUUAAGGUCACUUUUGGUCGGGAAACUACUGUGAAAGACAAACAGUGGUUGAGGAGGAGGAUUGCUAUGAGUUUAACCAACUCAUGCGAUGUUUCAGCAACAACAUUCACUGUUAAAGAUAAGAAAAUGACUAGAAAAUGUGAAGCAGAAUCUUCUGGAAAUGUGAGUGCUGCACCUGUAAUCUCUGUGGAAAAUAUGGCUGGAGAAGGGGAUGUCAAGUAUAAAGAUUCAUGUGUAGUGGAGGAUUGCAGAGUUGAUGAUAACCAAGUCGCUUCUGAAACAAGACUGGAAACUCUUAAUACUGAACAUGAAUUAGGGGAUGAGGAUCAGCAGAGUGAAGAGAGAGCUGCGAAAAGAAUGCGUAAGCCUACUAAGCGAUAUAUUGAAGAGCUCUCUGAAAAUGAAUCUAGAGAGUACAAUCCUAGGUCAUCAAGUUCUAAUAAAAAUACGGGACACAUACAUGUUUCUCCAACUUCUAAUAAAAAUACGGGACACAGACAUGUUUCUCCAACUUCUCAGGUCAGGCCUGCUACGAAUGCUUUACCAGAGGCAAGAACAUUUGUCACCAGGUUAGACUCUCUUGGAGGUUAUGGUGUUCAAAUUCCUUGUGUUUCUCGGGUUCGUAGAAGUCGUCCAAGGAAAACUAUCACGUCUCUUAUGAAAUUUCAUCCAACUGGCAUGGUUGAGGCUGCAAAAUUAGGCAAUAAAGUUGUUAGAGAUCAUGGUUCUGAAGCUGAUAGUGUGAUUCAGGACAAAAUCUCAAAGCCAAGUUCCAUGCCUGUGAAGAUUCAUCAGCCAGUGAGACCAACUGAGUCUGCUAGUGAUAGAAUGUCUAAGUCUACUUCUGAAUCUGGAAAAGAGAAGCAGUGUCCAGUAACUGUCACAACUGAACCAAGGCAGGAAUCAAAGCCAAAAAAGACAGAUACAUCUAGCUGCACUGAAGAGCGCAAUAUAGUUACUGUUCCCACUGCUAAAGGUGGAAUGAGGAGGAAACAUCAUCGAGCAUGGACCCUUGUUGAAGUAAUGAAAUUGAUCGAAGGUGUGUCACGGUGUGGACCAGGGAGAUGGUCUGAGAUCAAACGGCUCUCCUUUUCUUCGUACUCGCAUCGUACCUCUGUUGAUCUCAAGGACAAAUGGAGGAAUUUGCUCAAAGCUAGCUUUGCACCGACACCUGCAGAUGAGGGGAUGAAUUCGCGGAAGCAUGGUACAGCUCCGAUUCCUGAGCCAAUUUUAGUACGCGUAAGAGAGCUUGCAGAGAUAAAUUCUCAAGUACCUCCAAAUUUCAGCUCAAGCAAGUUAACAACAACUGGUGGUACAGUGAGUGGAGACAGAUUGGGGUACUUGUAGUAGUGAUAUGUACAUAUUACCAAAUUGCUUAAUGCUGCAAAAAUUCAAAAAAAGGAAAAGAAAAGAAGUAUUAACUUGUGCUCUUCUUUAGACCUAUCCUUAUUUAGAUGCAUAGAGUUGUUUAGCAAUCUUAUAGGCAGUUGAGAGACUGGUCAUCAGAUUAUUAGAGUACUGAGGAAGCAUAUAAUACAAUAAUGUCUAAGUUCUUCAUUUUGUGUGUUUUGAGUAACACGGGCGAGAAGAACAAUCAUCAUAUGUUUGUUGGGGUGUUUAUCUCCUUAAUCUAUCUAUCUAAAUUAAAAUUGCAAAUCGAUAAAAAAAAACAAAAAA